UGAAGAUUGAGAGAGGAAAAGAGGAUUGAGAUGAUUAAAGUUUGAUACAAAAAAUACACUUUAUGUUUAUCGAGUUAGUUGGUACUUGUAAUCGUCAAGUAACAGUGACAGUUAACCCGUUCUCGUGGUUUCUUUUGUAAUAGUAUCGAUAAUAUCAGAAUAGAACAGUUCAAAUAACGAAAAUUUUAUAUCAAAAUGUUACCAAUUGUGUUUACCUGUUUAAUUGUUAUCAGUUUAUCUUCAGUCUCUUGUUAUCCCUCCGGUGCUCCAGAGGAAACAUGUAGUUCGUUGUCACCCGAACAUGGCCAUGGUGUUCCCUCGCAGCCCGUGGCUCAGGCUCCUUUCUAUGUUGUCGCUCAUGGGAAAAAGUUUUCUCCCGGUGAUAAAAUUGGCGUUGAAGUUUUCCAACGGGAUAAAGUUGCCACUUUCAAAGGAUUUUUAGUUCAAGCUCUGGAUUCGGUUACCCACCAGCCCAUUGGUUCAUUCAUGUCGACGACGGGAAUGCAACCAAUUAACUCGUGCUCAGCAAUUACCCACACCGACCCAAGGCCUAAGAAGGGUGUUAAUCUUGUUUGGGAAGCGACUGUCCCUCAACCCGGUGAAGUAAUUUUCAGAGCAACAAUCGUACAAAACAAGAAGCUUUAUUACGCCAACAUACUCGCCUAUGAGGCCGAACAGUUCUACUCGACAUAAUGAACCUUUUAUACCAUCGAACGCAUCGAAGUUAAUUGUAAAUGCACAUUCAAUUUCUCUCUCUCUCCUUUUCUUUCGGUCAUAAUAAUCACUAUGUGAGCGAUUAAGCAUGAAUUGUGACAAUCAUCUUUUUCAUCAAUUUCGUCAUCAUCUUCAUCCUUUUUCUUUACCCUCUUGGUUCAUCAUCUUUAACAAAUCAUUUUAACUACUUUCUCUCUGCUCUGAUUCAUCUAUUUUCAUCAAUAAUACAAAUAAUAAAUUGUUACUUAUUUACUGAUUGUUCUAACAAAUCAGUUAGCCCGGUGACCAUUCAACUAAUCAUUACAAAAGUAAUAAUGAGUGAAGGUGGGGUUAGUAUGGGGUAGAAGAGAAAAAGUGAAAGAAAAGAUUGUUCAAUGUUCCUCUCUGAUGGUCACCAUUUACUAAUAAAUUCAUAUAUUUAUCACUCAUUUAUUAUUAAUAUCAACAAUAAAAAUAGAAAACCAAUAAAAUAUUGAUCACUUUUCUAUUGAGAUUUGAUAAACUAAAAUAA
This is a messenger RNA of Panonychus citri (citrus red mite), 1225 nucleotides long. RefSeq names its product ferric-chelate reductase 1-like. Gene Ontology annotation, molecular function: oxidoreductase activity, acting on metal ions. The record is from RefSeq and is a predicted model, not a curated record. The transcript has 3 exons. Lineage: Eukaryota; Metazoa; Arthropoda; Arachnida; Trombidiformes; Tetranychidae. The coding region runs from base 196 to 693 and encodes 165 amino acids.